Papaver somniferum (opium poppy) is the source of this 1179-nucleotide messenger RNA. RefSeq lists its product as uncharacterized. The transcript is spliced from 2 exons. Bases 1 to 1179 code for a protein of 392 amino acids. The record is from RefSeq and is a predicted model, not a curated record. Lineage: Eukaryota; Viridiplantae; Streptophyta; Magnoliopsida; Ranunculales; Papaveraceae. Gene Ontology annotation, biological process: DNA integration. Gene Ontology annotation, molecular function: nucleic acid binding.
AUGACAGUAGAAAACAUUCCAUAUGAACAAAUUGAAGAAGAACACUGGAGAACUGAGCUUCAUUUAUACUUGGAAAAGGGAGACAUACCGAGAAACAGAUUAGAGGCUCAUAAAUUGAAAAGUCGUGCGACAAACUAUGAGUUAAGAGAUGGUAUCUUAUAUACAAGAUCAUUUCUUGGACCUUCACUUAGAUGUUUGACGCGAAAGGAAGGUAUAGAAAUUUUAAAGGCGCUACAUUAUGGAGAUGCUGGAAAUCAUAGCGGAGAAAGAUCGCUAGCAUACAAAGCGAGAAUACAAGGGUAUUAUUGGCCAUAUAUGCACGAAGAUGCAAAGCAAGUGUCAAGGAGAUUUGAAGAAUGUCAGCGUCAUGGGAAAAGAAUACACGCACCAGGAGCAAUGUUAAAUAAUUCGGUAAAUGCAUGGUCAUUCGGAAGAUGGGGAAUUGAUAUAGUUGGUCCAUUUAUACCAGGAACCGGACAACGAAUAUUUGGCAUCCCAGCUCAGUUAGUGUCUGACAAUGGAAAUCAGUUUGAAGGGGAAAAUAUAGAAAUGUUACUUAAUGAAUUUAAAAUCCAAUGUGGAAAGUCUACCCAUUUAUACCCGCAGAGUAAUGGAAAAGUAGAGGAGACAAACAAGACGAUCGCAGACAAUUUGAAAAAGAAGCUAGAAGGGCACAAUAAAGGAUGGUGCGAUCAAGUACAUAAUAUAGUAUGGGCAUACAGAACAACAAGGAGAGAAGCCACGGGAGUAUCACUUUUCUGUUUAACAUAUGGAGUAGAAGAAGUGUUACCAACGGAGAUAAUUAUCCCUACAACAAAGAAAGAAGCAUGGGAGAAGAAUUUAAGCGCAGAUAUAAUUCUCAUAAAACUUGAUGAUCUAGAAGAAACGAGAGAACUUGCUCCGCAACAUAUGGAAAAUUACCAAAAAAGACUAGCCAUAGAAUACAACAAACGUGUUAAAGUCAGGGAACUUCAAUCAGGAGAAUUAGUGCUGCGAGAGAUACCAAUCUAUCAAAAAGGACCAGAUGGGAAGUUAGAAAAGAAAUGGGAUGGACCAUAUGUCAUUAAAAGGAUAGUUGUAUAUGGAGCUUAUAAAUUGGCUGAUCCAGAAGGGAAAGAUACAGGUCGCAAGCUAGAUCGUCCAUGGAAUAGGUUGUACUUAAAAAAGUAUUACCCAUAA